This is a messenger RNA of Andrographis paniculata, 1062 nucleotides long. RefSeq names its product probable aspartic proteinase GIP1. Lineage: Eukaryota; Viridiplantae; Streptophyta; Magnoliopsida; Lamiales; Acanthaceae. Gene Ontology annotation, biological process: proteolysis. The record is from RefSeq and is a predicted model, not a curated record. Gene Ontology annotation, molecular function: aspartic-type endopeptidase activity.
AUGGCAUACGUCAAGAAAUUCCGCGGAAUCCGGCGGCGGUUGCAGCGACCUCAGCCUCCGACAUCAUAUACUCACGAUUUCCGCCUAUUGCAAAAAGACAUUCUCGACAUCAGCGCUUCCUUCACCUCAUUGAACUGCACGCAAACCUGCGUUCCCUGCAGUUCGUCCGGUUCCCGAACCGCCGGAGAUUGCUCCGGCAACUCUUCUAAUUCCUGCAGUUCGGUGAACCGGAAGCUACCGCCGGCUGUUCAACCCCCGGUCGGCUCGCUCUCUUUGCCGCGAACCGACGGCCGAAAUCCGGCGAAGCUCGGGUUGAUUCCCGUGUUUUUGUCCUCCUGCAGCCACCGGUCUAUGGCCGGUUUAGGCCGGUCGAAUUUGUCGGGUCAGGCGCAAGUCGGGAAAAUCCCCUCGGAGACGACGGUUUUUGCGCUUUGCCUGUCCGGUUCGCCGUUGGCUCUCGGAUUGGCGUUUUUCGGUUCGACGGGACCGUAUUAUUUCACUCCCGGAGUUGACCUCCCUGUCGGAAAGUAUUCUAUAGGUUUGACUGGGAUAAAAGUCAACGGUAAAUCCAUAGAUUUUGAUCGGGCAUUGCUGGCCGUUGAUGAGAGGGGGAACAGUGGGGCACUAAGCACGGUUACAAAGUACACAAAAUUACACACGUCAAUUUUCACGGCGUUAACGGAGGCGUUUGUGAAGGAAGCGUUUGCGGUGAACUUAACGGUAACGGAGGCGGCGAAGCCGUUCGAGGUUUGCUACGGUGCGGACGAUGUCAGAAUGACGUCAGUAGGACCGGCGGUCCCGACCGUGGAUUUAGUGUUGGGAGAGGAUGGCGGUGUGUGGAGAAUACAUGGGGCGAAUUCAAUGGUCAGGAUCUUUCUGAUGGACGGUGUGGAUUUGUUUUGUUUGGGGUUUUUGAACGGUGGGGCCCAGGCAAGAUCGACGGGCGAGAUUGGAGAGAUUGAUCUUGAGGCUAAUAGAGUGGGGAAGUUUAAUUUCACUACAAACUUGAGUGAUUGAUAAAAUGGCUGAAAAUGGGAUUUUUUUAUGGCGUUUGUAACCCGU